AUGAACUCCCGGGAUUGCGGCCGGGUUCCCAAGGAGGUUCUGCAACCCCGAGUUUCCUCAACAGCAGGAGCCAUGCAGCCCCCAAUAAUAACUCUCGACAAUUUUGAGGGACUUUUCAUAAGUCUUGCGACGAGUUACCCGAAGAACCGAGGCAAAGAAGAUGCGGGGAUUCAAGGCACGCGUUUUGCUUGUGCCGCGUAUACGUCCGUCUCGGCGCUUAUGUGUGACACUGACGACGCGAGCCUGCCAGCGCCACGCGGGACUCUGCUGCAGGAAACGACCCGGGCUGUCGUUUUUAACGUCGCCAGCCUGCAGCAGAAGCAGCAGGCGCAUCACAUAGUGAUAACCUUCGCCUUGAUCGUUAUUCGACUGCGAAGCGUUUAUCUUUGUGGGAAGGAGCCUUUCGUAUUGGAUCAUGACUGCGUGCCAGCAGAGGAAAAAGAAGGGAUCGAGGAACAUACGCAAGCCAAAAAGAUCCUUGCUGAAAAAAAGGGAAUGAAAAAUCAGAAGAAGAGAGCGAAAAGUAGAGAGGAAGUGGAAGAAUCGAAAGAAAGAGAGGACGGAAUCGUUGAAACGUCCUGCUGCUGCUGUGACUUGAGUCGGCUCAGAAUCAGCAGCGGAUCAACAACGAUGUUGUCCUUCACGGGUUCCUGCUGCUGCUGCUGGGCCCCACCAGUAGCAGCAGGCGAGUCGUCGCAUUCCAGCAGCAGGGCCGCAUUGCCGACACUGAACAGGGACCCGAUCGAUAAGGUUGACGACCCGCCGACGUGUCAGCGUCCGGUUGGUGCUGAAGAAGCUGCUGCUUCCUCGUCGCAAUUUGCUCCCGCAGCUUCCGGGUGGGCGCGGGGAUCCAUUCCGCUGUCGGCAUCAGCACUCUCAUCAGCGGCUGUUUUCAAUGGCGAGGAAACAUUUUUAAUUGGCUGCGGGUUUGCGGGAUUCCAGAGCGAAGAUAUGAGGAAGGAGAUUAAAGAAUCAAACAGUGCUGCUAGGGAAAACAGAGAAGCGUUGCCGGAAAUUUUAAUUGAUGAAAUUCUGGGCCUUGAAAGACUCCAAAGAGCCAAAGACAAAGAAAUAAAAGUUUUAGGAAAUAAAGGAAGGCACAAUAGGCCGUUCGCGGCCGAGACUAGGUCUCCUCGAACGGUGUGUAGCAGUGAUUGGAGCGUAAAGGGCAACACCUUACGGUCCCUGACAAAACCCCCCUGGGCUUGCUCGGCUAGAUGGCAUGACGGGCAAGUCCAUGGUCUGGGACCUGUUCAGUCGCCAUGA
Notodromas monacha is the source of this 1266-nucleotide messenger RNA. Lineage: Eukaryota; Metazoa; Arthropoda; Ostracoda; Podocopida; Cyprididae. The record is from the annotation of a GenBank genome assembly.